GUUUCGAGGGGCUGAGCAGCCCUACGACUGAUGAGACACCGACGCAGCGAGUCAAAAAAUCAAAGCAAAAGCCUGCGUCAUUUGCUUCUGCUAACGACCGUUCGGCAACGUCCGGCAGCGCAAAGGCAAACGUCAACAAGGGGACCGACGCUGUCCGCGCUCCUCGUCCUGGCGAGAUGAAUAGUCAAAAAAACAGCAGCAAUACUUUCGGAGUGGGAGCCUAUUUCGAAAGCAUGUUUCCAUUUACUUCGAGUGUCGUUUCAUCAGUUCUCAGAGGAGAGAACGAGAAGUUACCUGUAUAUGUAUUCCCGCAAGAACGUGUCCAGGAGAUAAGCAUAGAGCAGAGAGCAAUGCGGCUCGAGAUGGCAGAGGAGGGCCGAGAACCAGGACACAGUGCGUCAUCUCUCCUUCUGGAAAAUAUGCCAACUUCAGAAGAUCUCUUCGCCUUUGCUGCUUCGACUGCUAAUGCAGCGCUCGAUGCCACACAUUACGUGGGGGCAGGCGUCGAAGCGGUCACGGAUGACGCACAGACCAGCGGCUUCUCAGUGCUGCUCGACGUUGGCGAAUCGAUCGGCAGCUGGCUGGUUUCAAACCCUG
Messenger RNA from Amoebophrya sp. A25, 597 nucleotides. NCBI's taxonomy places the organism in Eukaryota, Dinophyceae, Syndiniales, Amoebophryaceae. The record is from the annotation of a GenBank genome assembly.